AAGAGGGUUUUACCUUCAUUAUUGAUCCAUUUCCAUCUCUUUCUCUCUCUGUCUCUCUCGUCCGCUCAAACUUUUCUAAUAUGAGUGAUAAUAUCAUGACGUCUUUGAUGCGCUUGCCAAACGAUUCUCCUCUUCCCGAUGUAAUAUCACUCUGCUGGCGCUCUGACAUUUCAUCCCUUUCUGUGACAAACCGCCGUUUGAGAGCUAUUGUUAGAGAGGCGAUGAUCACUAUGCGUAGGAAACGGCUAGGCCUGCUCGAGCACUGGUUCUUCAUAUUUGUAAAGGACGGUGUGUGGUGCGCCUAUGAUCCCUAUAACAGGGCGUGGCAUAAUGUUCACUGAUGCCAGAGUUACCGUAUUUGUUACGUCCCCCUGGAGGGUUGCCCGCUCGCGAGAUUAUGUGCGUAGGAUCGGAGCUUCUAACUUGUGCCGAAUCUCCUGUCGAUACCAUGCACAAGUUCCAGGCUCUCACCGGCAAAUGGAGCUUAGUGGCGGGGAUGACUACGCAGCCAGCUUAUGGUCACGCCUGGGCAGUUCACGAAGACAAGAUCUUCGCAGCCGGAGGUUGUGACGCGGACAAAAAAUCCUUGCCUUCUGCCCACGUUUAUGACUCGGAGACUGGCCUGUGGAAUCCGAUUCCUCCCAUGACUCAUGCUCGGAUGUGUUGUAAAGGCGCUUUCAUCGACGGGAAAUUUUACGUUGUCGGAGGCAAACUAAGUUAUUAUGACGAGCUGCAAACGCCAAUAGCUGAGGUCUAUGACCCUAUCUCCAAAACCUGGUCUAUGAUCCAGGACUUUUUAACAGAAGAAAUGGCAACUAAUUCAUAUGCCAUUACCGUCGUCAACAAGGAGAUGUACCAUGCUAACCCUAGUAGUGGUGAAUUUGGUAUUGUUCACAAGUAUAGCCCAAGGAGUGGUGAAUGGCUUUUCAUGGGAUGCUUUCCUUGGGAGUCUUUACCAAAGUCACAGGCCUAUCACAUGGCUGCUUAUAGGCCAGUAAGGGACCAGCCCUUUGAGCACCUGGUCCUCAUGCUGUGGCGACUGGAGAAGUCCGAACUGAAGAUGUACGUUGAUGUUUAUGCCUCUGCUCCAGAACCAAUGUUGAACUGGAAACUUCUAACGUCAGAGUCUAGGGAUUUUGGGAGAUUUUCUCAGCGUCUGGCAGGAGUAAUUGGUUAUUGAAGUGGUACGAAGGACCUAUAAGAGUAGAAGUUAAGGGAUUCGUCAAAGUGCUUUUCUAAGUUAUAUUUAUUGAACUAUAUAUGUUGCUGCUGCGCGCUUUAAAUGUUUAUUCUCAUGUCUGAUGAUAACUCUCAGUUACCUCAAAAAAGAUAAUCUAAACUAUUUUAAGAAAAUAAA
Messenger RNA from Raphanus sativus (radish), 1357 nucleotides. RefSeq names its product F-box/kelch-repeat protein At1g74510. Bases 341 to 1180 code for a protein of 279 amino acids. Lineage: Eukaryota; Viridiplantae; Streptophyta; Magnoliopsida; Brassicales; Brassicaceae. The transcript is spliced from 2 exons. Gene Ontology annotation, molecular function: protein binding. The record is from RefSeq and is a predicted model, not a curated record.